Messenger RNA from Trichomonas vaginalis G3, 350 nucleotides. RefSeq names its product protein of unknown function, DUF4107 family. The transcript has a single exon. NCBI's taxonomy places the organism in Eukaryota, Parabasalia, Trichomonadida, Trichomonadidae. The record is from RefSeq and is a predicted model, not a curated record. The annotation marks the transcript as partial.
AUGGGAACAAAAGCAUUAGCAUUUGGAGCAAAAGCACUUGGAGCUUAUGACGCAGUAAAUAAAAUGAGUGGAGGAAGGGUUUCGAAGACAUUAGAUGCAAAUAAAGGAAAGAUUGGAGGCUGGGUUGCAAAGAAGUUAAGAUUAAAUAAAAUAGGGCUCAUAAAUAAAGCAUCCAAUUUGGUUGCGACUGAGUCAGAAAAUGCUUUAGGAAAGGACGAUGAGUUUGCAAAACACGCAAAAGACUUUAAUGACCAGAUGAAAGGUGAAACAAUGCAUUUAAAUAGAGUCGAUGGAACUAAAGAAAAUGUUUCUUCUCCACCAGCGGUUUAUCCAUACGGACCUUAUGGAAU